CAGAGCCUCAGUGCUCUGAGGCAUGUACAUUGAUUUACUCAAAACCUGGGUGAGCUAGAAGAGCACCGGCUAGCUGACUUCUUACAAAGCCCACGAUGCUCGCUUCUGAAUGCUCGACUCCGGUGGCCCGUGGUCGCUUCCUUGCUCUACCCAGCAGAAUCACGACUUCCGGAAAGUUGCCUUCUGCUGCUUCUUCUUCUUCUUCCUCUCCCUACUUUCGUCCUCUUAGAUACGCAGUGCUCGGCGCUGGUUUUGCUGGGCUCUCCGUCGUUUGGCAUCUGUUGAAGCACAGUUCUGAGGGGUUGAAUCUGAGGAUUGAUAUUUUUGAUGAAGUGGGAAUCGGAGGAGGUGCCUCCGGAGUUUCUGGGGGUCUCCUUCACCCUUAUUCUCCUAAAGCUAAGCUUCUUUGGAGGGGUGCUGAGUGUUGGAAAGAGUGUUUGAUGCUUUUGAGUAUUGCAGAAAGGGCUGCUUUUUCCGAGGAAUCAAACUUUGAACUUGGACAACCUGGUCAAUGUUUUGACAGCUUUAUAGUUAGGAGAAGAGGCCUUUUGAGACCAGCAACAAGCAUGAAGAAUUUGAAUGUGUUGCUUGAUAAUGCUCAGAAUUGCGUUGCCAGUUGCAGAAUAGAGACCAUUGGUAAGGAAACUGCCCAAAAACUUGUACCUAACAUAUGUCUACCAUUCAACUCAGCCUUUUACAUGCCUCAAGCUGUAAAUGUCCAUCCACUGCAUUAUCUUCAGGCACUCUUUGUAGCGUGCAAAAAUCUAGUGAAAGAACUGUCCACUUCUAGCCAUGGGCUAAAGGAGCUAUACUUGCAUAAGAAAUCUGUUCAAAAACUUAUUGAAUUUGAAGGUGAGUAUGAUGCGGUGAUAAUAUGUCUAGGUGCCAAAGCAGACAUGCUACCAGAGCUCUCUGGGAGGCUUCCUUUGAGGACAUGUAGAGGUGUCAUCGCCCACCUGCAGCUGCCUGGUAAUAUUAGGGAAGAAUAUGCAGACCAUGCCCCUUCAAUAUUGUCGGAUGCAUGGUUUGCUGUCCAGGGGACCCGCAGUUUACUAAUGGGUUCAACAUGGGAAUGGAAAUCAAGAAACUCUUCUCCAAAUGUCUCAGCAGAUGAAGCUUCUAGAGCUCUUGAAGAGCUCCUACCCAAGGUUUCUGCUUUUUACCCAGGAAUAAAGGAUUGGACUUUUACUGGAGCAAAGGCAGGUUUGAGGGCAAUGCCACCACAAACUCCCCAAGGAUCACUUCCGCUUUUGGGCUGUGUCAAUGAUUUUGUUGGUGACAAUUGUAUCUGUAAAUACUGGUUAUUUGGUGGACUGGGUUCACGGGGUUUGUUGUACCAUGCUCGGCUUGGGAAUUUGAUGGCACAAGCUGUGCUUUCCUGUAAUGAAGAACUAAUUCCUACUGAACUGACCUCUUGGAAGAAUAUAAAUCAGUAGUUGAAUGCAAUCUGGAUUUCGCUUGUUUUGGUGCAAAACUUUGAAUAUCUCAACAUAGUUCAGGUAAAUGUAGCCCUUUAACUUUCUUCAUCCUUGCUUUAUCUGCUGUAGCAGAAAGUAGAUGAUUAAGAAUCUUUUUGCCACUGCAAAGUGGGGACUAGUACAGUGCUUCAGAAUGCAAAUCUUUAACAAAUCCUGGAUGAGAAGGUUGAUAGCAGGCAAGUUACUAAGAGAGCCUUUCACACCUAUGGAAAUCCAAACUCACUAUGUUUUGGUCAAGAUUUAAUGCUUCUCAUUUCUGAAAAAAAAAAAAUGAAAGAAGAAGAGAGAGAUCAAUGCUAUUCAGCGGUCAGUUCCUCUGCUCUUUUGAGCUGCUGAAAGAACAGCAGGGGCACAGUAGCUUAAUAGUAGUGGGUAGAAGCAGUUAUUUUCAGUUUAUACUUUUCUUUAUAAACCUACCUUCAUUCGGGAUAGUUUUCUGUAUUAAUGGAAGUUGUUUGCUAUGUUAUGAAUAUUCAGUUGUAUUUAAGGUUGUUUAAUGAAAUUAGCAAGUUGAAUUUA
Molecule: messenger RNA, 1997 nt
Organism: Hevea brasiliensis (rubber tree)
Lineage: Eukaryota; Viridiplantae; Streptophyta; Magnoliopsida; Malpighiales; Euphorbiaceae
Exons: 9
Coding region: 96-1436 (446 amino acids)
Cellular component (GO): cytoplasm
Molecular function (GO): oxidoreductase activity
Source: RefSeq, a predicted model, not a curated record